This is a messenger RNA of Molossus molossus (Pallas's mastiff bat), 4015 nucleotides long. RefSeq names its product mindbomb E3 ubiquitin protein ligase 2 (gene MIB2). The coding region runs from base 1065 to 3932 and encodes 955 amino acids. The record is from RefSeq and is a predicted model, not a curated record. Gene Ontology annotation, molecular function: protein binding; zinc ion binding; ubiquitin-protein transferase activity. Gene Ontology annotation, biological process: protein ubiquitination. NCBI's taxonomy places the organism in Eukaryota, Metazoa, Chordata, Mammalia, Chiroptera, Molossidae. The transcript is spliced from 19 exons. Gene Ontology annotation, cellular component: cytoplasm.
ACGGGCUUGCGGGGUGGUGGCUUAGACUGGACGCUCACACCACGUGAUUUAUUCUGUCUGGCGGCAUGACAGAGGGCUUUUGCUUGUUCUUGAGUGUGUGUGUGUUGGGGGGCGGGUGUUGUUGAUCAAUAAUUCUCCCUCUUCCCCUCUGAGUUCGGAACUAAUUGAAGAAAUGAGCAAAGGUGCCAGACAGACUCCUGUUGGGCAUCCGAUGGGCUGGGGUCAAGCGGCUUAAGUGUGUGGAAGCCCUGACCAACCCAGUCCUUCCUGGUGAGUCCUCUCUCACCACUCCUCUGGCCUGAAUGUCAUGAUCCCAACCACAGUUGGCCUGGUGCAGUGGUUGGGGCGUGAUACUCCAGUGUGAGGGCUUCCAUCUAGGUGGUGACCACCCUGCACUUCCUUUGGGCCACCGCCCAGGAGGUCUCUUGCUGAGCCAAGUCGGGUUUCCUCUGCUGCCUCAGGGCUUCACCCCCACCCCAGGAUGUCCACCUGUCUUAGUCAGAGCUGCCACGUAGUGGGAGCCUGUUGAUUCCAGCAGCAGCAGCAGGUACUAGGGGUGCAGGGAGAGGAGUGGCUGCCUCUGUCACCCCCAGUCUCCACUUCAUGCAACUUUAUUUUUCUGAAUAAAGGCGUUUGCCAACUCCUAGCCAAAUGUGAUUUAAUCUUGACAGCUUUUCCGUUUUUCCAAUAAAAUAUUCCGCAAUAGGGGAUCACCUUACUUGUACAUUGUUCCAGUGCCUGGUUUGUAAGCUCUGCCCCCCACAAGCUGGCAGGUCCUUGUGAAAAGGGGAAUGACCAGCAAACAGAGUGGACCUGAGGCCACUUGUUUGGUUGAGAAAAAUGCUGAAAGUGUGAAACUGCCUUUUUAAACCAUUUUUCCCCAGACUUGUUGGCUGGCUACCUGUUUGGUUUGCUGUGGUCUGUGUCGGCAAUGGCUCCUGGUUUCCAACAGGAAAUCCUUGGUGGCUGAGCAAAUCUGUGACCCAGGAAACAGAAGCUAAACGUCUGGGAUGCUGGCACGAAGCUGGUGUGUGUUCUGAGGGCCCAGAGCACCGCCGCCCACCAUGGACCCGGACCCGCAGGCGGGUGUGCAGGUGGGCAUGCGCGUGGUGCGCGGCGUGGACUGGAAGUGGGGCCAGCAGGACGGCGGCGAGGGCGGCGUGGGCACGGUGGUGGAGCUCGGCCGCCACGGCAGCCCCUCGACCCCCGACCGCACUGUGGUCGUGCAGUGGGACCACGGCGCCCGCACCAACUACCGCGCCGGCUACCAGGGCGCGCACGACCUGCUGCUCUACGACAACGCCCAGAUCGGCGUGCGGCACCCCAACAUCAUCUGCGAUGGCUGCAAGAAACACGGGCUGCGGGGCAUGCGCUGGAAGUGCCGCGUCUGCGUGGACUACGACCUGUGCACGCAGUGCUACCUGAGCAGCAAGCACGACCUCACCCACGCCUUCGAGCGCUACGAGACGGCCCACUCGCGCCCGGUCAUGUUGAGUCCCCGCCAGGGCCUCCCAAGGAUCCCACUGAGGGGCAUCUUUCAGGGGGCGAAGGUGGUGCGAGGCCCCGACUGGGAGUGGGGCUCCCAGGACGGAGGGGAGGGGAAGCCAGGUCGAGUGGCAGACAUUCGUGGCUGGGAUGUGGAGACGGGCCGGAGCGUGGCCAGUGUGACGUGGGCCGAUGGCACUACCAAUGUGUACCGCGUGGGCCACAAGGGCAAGGUGGACCUCAAGUGUGUGGCGGAGGCGGCUGGUGGCUUCUACUACAAGGAACACCUCCCAAGGCUCGGCAAGCCAGCAGAGCUGCAGCGCAGGGUGAGUGCCGAUGGCCAGCCCUUCCAGCCUGGGGACAAGGUCACGUGUCUGCUGGACACGGACAUCCUGAGGGAGAUGCAGGAAGGCCAUGGCGGGUGGAACCCCAGGAUGGCGGAGUUCAUCGGACAGAUGGGCACCGUGCACCGCAUCACGGACCGUGGGGACGUGCGCGUGCAGUUCAGCCACGAGACCCGCUGGACCUUCCACCCCGGGGCUCUCACCAAGCACAACUCCUUCUGGGUGGGUGAUGUGGUGCGGGUCAUCGACGACCUUGACACAGCGAAGCGGCUGCAGGCCAGGCAUGGCGAGUGGACAGAUGACAUGGCGCCUGCCCUGGGCCGAGUCGGGAAAGUGGUGAAGGUUUUCGGAGAUGGGAACCUGUGUGUGGCGGUUGGUGGUCAGCUGUGGACCUUCAGCCCCUCCUGCCUGGUAGCCUAUCGGCCUGAGGAGGAUGCCAACCUGGAUGUGGCCGAGCGUGCCAGGGAGAGCAAAAGCUCCCUGAGUGUUGCCCUGGACAAGCUUCGCACCCAGAAGAGUGACCUGGAGCACCCAGGGAGGCUGGUGGUGGAGGUGGCCCUGGGCAACGCGGCCCGGGCUCUGGACCUGUUGCGGAGGCACCCUGAGCAGGUGGACACCAAGAACCAGGGCAGGACGGCCCUGCAGGUGGCUGCCUACCUAGGCCAGGUGGAGCUGGUGCGUCUGCUGCUGCAGUCCCGGGCGGGCAUGGACCUGCCGGAUGACGAGGGCAACACAGCUCUGCACUAUGCAGCCCUGGGGAACCAGCCUGAGGCCGCCCGCUUGCUCCUGAGUGCAGGGUGCCAGGCCAACGCUCUCAACAGCGCCCGGAGCGCGGCGCUGCACGUGGCGGUGCAGAGGGGCUUCCUAGAGGUGGUGCAGGCCCUGUGUGAGCUGGGCUGCGAUGUCAACCUGCCCGAUGCCCAGGCUAACACGCCCCUGCACUGUGCCAUCUCUGCGGGCACCGGCGCCAGCGGCAUUGUGGAGGUCCUCACUGAGGUGCCGGGCAUUGAUGUCACUGCCACCAACAGCCAGGGCUUCACCUUGCUGCACUACGCAUCCCUCAAGGGCCACACGCUAGCUGUCAGGAGGAUUCUGGCUUGGGCGCGGCAGCUGGUGGAUGCCAAGAAGGAAGACGGUUUCACCGCAGUGCACCUGGCCGCCCUCAACAACCAUCAGGAGGUGGCCCAGAUUCUCAUCCAAGAGGGCCGCUGUGAUGUGAAUGUUCAAAACCGUAAGCUCCAGAGCCCGCUGCAUCUGGCCGUGCAACAGGCCCACAUGGGGCUGGUGCCGCUGCUGGUGGACGCGGGCUGCAGCGUCAACGCGGAGGACCAGGAGGGGGACACAGCCCUGCACGUGGCGCUGCAGCGUCAUCAGCUGCUGCCCCUGGCGGCUGAUGGGGCCAGGGGGGACCCAGGGACUGUGCAGCUGCUGUCCAGGCUGCAGGCUUCGGGCUUACCGGCCAGCGCGGAGCUGACGGUGGGCGCAGCGGUCGCCUGCUUCCUGGCGCUGGAGGGCGCCGACGUGAGCUACACCAACCACCGAGGCCGCUGCCCGCUGGACUUGGCUGCCGAGGGCCGUGUGCUCAAGGCCCUGCAGGCCUGUGCCAGGCGCUUCCGGGAGCGGCAGGCGGACGCGGGCACGGCCCCAGGCCCCAGGCCGGUGGUCAGCAUCCCCAACACCAUGAUGAACCUGCACGUGGCCACGCCUUCAGGGCCGGAGGCAGCCGAGUGCCUGGUGUGCUCCGAGCUGGCGCUGCUGGUGCUGUUCUCUCCGUGCGAGCACCGCACGGUGUGCGAGGAGUGCGCACGCAGGAUGAAGAAGUGCAUCAGGUGCCAGGUGGUCAUCAGCAAGAAGCUGCGGCCAGAUGGCACCGAGGUGGCCGGCGCAGCCCCCGCACCCGGCCCUCCGAGGCAGCUGGUGGAGGAGCUGCAGAGCCGCUACCGGCAGAUGGAGGAGCGCAUCACCUGCCCCAUCUGCAUCGACAGCCACAUCCGCCUCGUGUUCCAGUGCGGCCACGGCGCCUGCGCGCCCUGCGGCGCCGCGCUCAGUGCCUGCCCCAUCUGCCGCCAGCCCAUCCGCGACCGCAUCCAGAUCUUCGUGUAGCCGCGCCCCUCGCUCGGGAGCCACGUCCCGGCACCACCCUCGCGAGCCCCCCCUAUGUUUUAUAAAAAGAUUCACAGACUUUG